CGCAAUGCGAGAGAUCAGCUGUGGCUCGUGCGCGUACAGGCAACAAGUGGAUUUACUGAUUUUGAGUGAAUUAGAUUCUUUAAAGAUCACAUUAUGGAGAGAAAUUAAUGCGUUUAGACACAUAUAUAGUUAAACCCGUGUCCCGCGAGUAUUAAAUAAGUGUAAAAUAGCCGUUAUAGUAGAGUUCGUGUUCCGAUAGCAGCGUGUAACGGAUUUACGGUUACGUUUGCGCAGUUUGAUAACAUGCGAGCGCUAUUGUGAGUGCAGGUGUUAUUACAGGUGUGUAGGACAGAAAAGUACAGUAAUAAAGGUGAGUUUAUGAUGUGUGACUCUGGAUCAGAUGAGGAUAUAACGGCUGAGGACGGAGGGUCGACAGAGUCGGUCCGCAAGGGAUGUGACCCUCUCGUCUCAACCCAGCGCAGCAAACUGCAGCAGCGGAGAGCUAAACUCAACCAGCAGAUCAACCGAGAGCUUCGUCUGCGGAGCGGAGCUGAAAACCUUUACAGGGCCAGCAGUAAUCAGAAGGUGAAGGAGACUGUUGCAUUAGAACUGAGUUUUGUGAACUCGAACCUUCAGCUUCUCAAAGAAGAACUAGAGGAACUGAACAGCAGUAUGAACGUCUACCAGACUGAGAGUGAGACAGUCAGUGUUCCCAUGAUUCCACUGGGGUUGAAAGAGACUAAAGAGAUUGACAUGACAGUCCCUCUUCAGGAUUUCAUCAGUGAACAUUACAGUGAGGAUGCAUCUCUGUACCUGAAUGAGAUCCGGGAUUUUAUGGAACUAAGACAGGCCAUGCGGACUCCCAGCAGGAACGAGGCGGGACAGGAGCUGCUGAAGGAAUAUUAUAACCAGCUCUAUUUCCUGGAUCAGCGCUUCUUUUCACUGCACAGAAGUCUGGGAAUUCACUUUCACUGGUACGACUCACUGACCGGCGUGCCUUCAGUCCAGAGAGCGCUGGCGUUCGAGAAAGGGAGCGUUUUGUUCAACAUCGGAGCACUUUAUACUCAAAUCGGAGCCAGACAAGAUCGCUCGACACUGACUGGCAUUCAGAGCGCUAUCGAUGCUUUCCAGAGAGCAGCAGGUGCGUUUCUCUACCUGCAGGAGAAUUUCUCUCAUGCGCCCAGUCUGGAUAUGAGUAGCCCUGCGCUUAGCAUGCUGGUCCGUCUUAUGGUAGCUCAGGUUCAGGAGUGUGUGUGUGAGAAGGUCAUACUCAACAUGCAAAACAACGACCUGAAUGUGCUUCUGCAAGCCGCCCAGGAGGCAGCGAGGGUAUCAGACGUGUAUUCUCUGGUUCUUCAGGCGAUGUCAGUGCCGUUACUGAAGGACUACGUUCCCUUCUCCUGGAUCUCUAUGGUUCAGGUCAAAACGCAUCAUUUCAGAGCGCUGGCUCAUUACUACACCGCUGUGGCGCUGUGUGACUGUUCAGCUAUGUCUGAUGAAGAUGAGGAUGAAGGUGAAGAGAUUAAAGCUCUCAUACAGGUUCACACCAGACGACCGGAAAAACUCAAUCUUCAUGAUCCAGAGGACAAGCGGAGACUCGGUAAAGCUCAUCUGCGUAAAGCCAUCAUACGUCACGAGGAAGCCCUGCGUCUUCACGGCGUGUGUAAAAUGCUUCGAAAGAUGGACAUCCUGCAGGAAGUUCUGUCUCACGCUCACGCCUGCUCGCUGGAGAAAUACUCUGAGAUUGAUCAGGAAGAUGAUUUCUGUGAGGUCGCAGAGGCUCCAGAGAUCCAAUGUAAUGAUCGGAAAGUUGAGAGGAGGACGAAUCUCUCACCUGCCGGUGAGAAGGAGUGUCAGUCGGGCAGCCAGAGGAGAGCGGGCCGGGAAUACGAGCACGGAUCCUCGUCUCUGAAGAACUGGAGCUGGAGGAGCGGCGGUGUCACCAAGAGACUCGGAAGCACCUUCAGCCUUUCCUUCGGUAACUUCAGAGAGAGCGAAUCCAUGUUCUGAAAGCACACGAGGAAAAGAAAAGCACUGCUUUACUGACUAGAGCACAAUUAUCAGAUACAAUUAUGUUUUAGGAGCCGAAUGAAAAUUAGCUGUUUUAGAUUAACAUUCUGGCACAAUUCUACAUGCAUUCCAUCAUGUAAAGUUAUUCAGAAGACCUGCCAUGACAGAGGAUUUUAUUAGACAUGUAGCACUAUGCUGUAAUAGUCCAAUGCUUUCAGAAAAUAGUGUCUUGCAGCAGCUCCAGAAGGCAUUAAAGGAAUUAGUAGGGUGGCCAUAUGUGCCAUUUAUAUGGGACACGUCCUGGCCAGGAUUUUUAUAU
Sinocyclocheilus rhinocerous is the source of this 2269-nucleotide messenger RNA. RefSeq names its product rhophilin, Rho GTPase binding protein 1 (gene rhpn1). The transcript is spliced from 14 exons. Bases 319 to 1950 code for a protein of 543 amino acids. The record is from RefSeq and is a predicted model, not a curated record. Gene Ontology annotation, biological process: signal transduction; negative regulation of stress fiber assembly. Lineage: Eukaryota; Metazoa; Chordata; Actinopteri; Cypriniformes; Cyprinidae.